This is a messenger RNA of Phoenix dactylifera (date palm), 2164 nucleotides long. It is a transcript of the gene POLD3, whose product is annotated as DNA-directed DNA polymerase. NCBI's taxonomy places the organism in Eukaryota, Viridiplantae, Streptophyta, Magnoliopsida, Arecales, Arecaceae. Gene Ontology annotation, molecular function: DNA-directed DNA polymerase activity. The record is from RefSeq and is a predicted model, not a curated record. Gene Ontology annotation, cellular component: nucleus; delta DNA polymerase complex. Gene Ontology annotation, biological process: DNA strand elongation involved in DNA replication; DNA replication; DNA synthesis involved in UV-damage excision repair.
UCCUUCUGGAUCCAACUGCUUCUACUACCACGAGUUCCAAUUUCCCUCUCGGUCGGUUCUCCGUUCUCUUCAAUCGCUACGUCUCUCGCGCGUGCGAAUUUCCGCCUCCCUUAAAAACCUCCCCCACUGGAAUCGCAGCGUAGAAAGGGCGGGAAACGGAGCCCUCGCGGCGCGAACUUUCUCUCUCCUCCCUCGCGUCGUGAAACCUUCUUCUUCCUCCCUCGCGGCCGCCUCUGAUCUCUGAUCGCCGGCAUCUAGGGCUGAGCGGAAUUUCUUGCCCGAAUCCAUGUCGGAAGGCGGAGCCCUAGAUAUCCUCCCCCAGAUCCAAGCUCUCGUCUGCGAUAAACUCCAAGUGGUUUCAUACAAGUGGCUUAGUCGCAACUUCUCAGUGUCUUCAAAUCGCGCCAAAAGGUUGCUUCAGGAGUUUGUUGACAAGUAUGGACAUGACUUGGGAGUGAUAUACCAAUUGUCUGGAUGGCUAAAAAGCAAUCCUCAGACAUAUUAUGUAAAACUUGUUUCAGGCCUUAAACUUGCAGAAGUGAAACAAGAAUUUAAAGAUAAUUGUUCAGUUCAGGUUUAUAGUGUCCAAGCUUGCAUCCCAGAGGAUCUUGCACUGCUUUGGAAUGCUGAAUUUGUACAGGCAGAAGAGUUCUUUAAUCAGCCAGUAACUGAAGAAAAUUGCUUGAGGGAUAACAGCUCCUCCUCUAGGUUUUGUAGUAUUUCAACUUCCUUCAUCAGGCGGACUCUUGAUGGGGAACUUGGUGCUGCUCCAGCCCAGCCCAUCAAUGCUAUGGGAGUACCUGUGAAAUCAAAAUUUAAUAGCAUUGUAAAAGAACAGCCUGUUGAACCUCAAAAAGGACAAGUAGGAAAGUUGAGUACCAAGAAUGGAAUGCAGUCUACCAUAGUCACGAGCGAGAAAGUUGAUAAGAUUCCUAUAGAAGGUAUUGAUAAGGGCAAUAAGCCUUCUGUUGUUAAAGAAUCUGGCAUUGCUGUUCGCACCAACAAAACAAAAGGUCAAAGUGAGAAAGCCUUAUGUGGAAGUACUGGAUCACUAGCUAAUUUGUGGGGCCGUGCUUCGGCAAAAUCAAAAUACACUGGUGUUGCUAUAGAGACAACUAAUGAUGUUCCAGACACUGCUGUUACUGCAGAUGCUCAAAUUUGUGCACGUGAAGCAGCAGAUGCUGCCAGCAGUGAUGAUGAUGUCCAUAUUAUAAACUGCAAGAGGGAGUCAAAUGGUGCGAACAGCAGAAAGAGAAGGGUUGUUAUAGAUUUUUCGGAUGAUGAUGAGGAAAAUGUGGUAAGUCUUGCAUCUCCAGAUCUUCCUAAUGGGCAGAAAAAUAAUUUGGAUAUUGAAGAGCAGAAAAGAGACAUCUUGGGGGAUAUUCAAGAAAAUGUCAAAGGGAUAACCUCCAGAUCAUCAUCAGAGGCAGACAUAAGAAGUGAAAGCAAGAACAUGAUUGCAGGAAUCUCCUUGCAACAGAAGACUCAUGACCAUGCCCCAGAAAGGAUCGCAGAUAAAAAUCAGUCAACCAGUACUGCUACCACUUCACCCAAAAGGAAAAAAGUACUAAAGACACGAAUUGAUGAGCGAGGGAGAGAAGUGACUGAGGUUGUUUGGGAGGGGAAAGCUGCUAGCAGUGAUAAUGCUGAUAAGAAUAUAAUGACAAGUGAUGCCGGGAACAGGCCUCCUGUGGCUAAUAAAGCUCAGGUAGGAGGGAGCAGUGGCCCGGCUAUUCCAGUGAGCAAAGGUGGUAACAAGAAAUCAGCAAAAGGUGGUGGGAAGGAUACCAAGCAAGGGAACCUUCUAGCUUUUUUCAAGAAGAUUUGAAUGCAUUUUGUGAGGAGAGAUCCUUUGAGCAAGAUCCUGUUUUGACUACAAAGAAGACAGCUUGCUUCUCAGAUGUAAGGAUUUGAAUCCAAAGAACAUCUCCAUCAGAACAUCAAUUCUGGGGAUAUUUAGUCCUUAAUGUCUAGGCUUAAUAUGCUAUUUUCUUGCUUGAUCCUAUCUAAGCUGGAAAAUCACAAUAUGGAGAUAAUGAGUACAUAUUCUUUGCUUCACUCUAGUAAUCUAUAGCAUGUGAUUCCAAAAGCUUGGACUACGGUGUUCAUGUAGAUUUACCUUCGGGACAAUGGGAUGCUCCUUUUUCUUUGUUCUUUGGACUUA